AUGCCGCUGUACAAGCCACCCAAUCCGAGCGCUCCUGUUCUCUCGCAGUUUUCGCUGAAGGGUAAGGUUGCCGCCGUCACGGGCGGCGCCCGAGGCAUCGGCCUUGAGAUCGUCCGGGGUCUAGCCGAAGCCGGCGCCGAAGUAGCUCUCAUCUACGCCACCAGCAAAGAUGCCAUUGAAAUCGCCAGUCAGAUUGCCAAGGACACGGGUGUGAGCAUUCGCGCUUACCAGAGCGACGUUCGGUCCCGGGCCUCAAUCGCCGCCACGGUUGACCAGAUUGUUCAAGACUUUGGGCAUCUUGAUGUCAUGGUUGCCAACUCUGGCGUCUGCACUGAUAUCCCCAGCCUCGAGUAUACCGAGGAGACAUGGAAAGACAACAAUAGUGUCAAUCUUGAUGGUGUCAUGUGGACGGCGCAGGCUGCUGGGAAGGUCUUCAAGCAACAGGGGCGUGGCAAUCUAAUUGUUACUGCGUCGGUCAGUGCCACACUGGUCAACAUUCCCCAGAAACAGGCUGCAUACAACUCUUCGAAGGCUGCCGCUGUACACCUAGCGAAGAGCCUCGCGGUUGAAUGGGUUGAUUUUGCCAGAGUUAAUUGCGUGUCUCCGGGCUUUAUUGAGACGGAGAUGUUGUAUGUUCAACCGAAAGAGCGCUUCGACAAGUGGAUGGAGAUGAUCCCCGGGAAGCGAAUGGCAGAGACGUCUGAACUCAAAGGCGUAAGACACAAAUCGUGGUGUUCGCAUAUUGAUCUGGAUCUUCGCUAA
Messenger RNA from Colletotrichum godetiae, 762 nucleotides. RefSeq names its product oxidoreductase. The record is from RefSeq and is a predicted model, not a curated record. Gene Ontology annotation, cellular component: intracellular anatomical structure. NCBI's taxonomy places the organism in Eukaryota, Fungi, Ascomycota, Sordariomycetes, Glomerellales, Glomerellaceae. Gene Ontology annotation, molecular function: oxidoreductase activity, acting on NAD(P)H, oxygen as acceptor. The transcript has 2 exons. Bases 1 to 762 code for a protein of 253 amino acids.